AUGGGUGGUUAUGGAAAAACCACUCUAGAAAAGCAUAUAUAUAAUCAGAAAUAUCCGUCUAUAGGAAGAUCUAGUUUUAUUUUUGAUGUUCGGGAUGUUGCAGCCAAAGGAGAGUUGCAUAAGAAGCAGAUACAGCUACUCCAAAAUCUUGGCUUCAAUUGUGAAGCAUUUGACAGUGUAGAACAAGGCAAGGGGAUUCUUUCUAAUCGGUUGAGAUCUGUUCGUGUACUAAUCAUUUUGGAUGACGUGGACCAUACAGAUCAACUAGACUCACUAUUUCCUGCAAAAGAUAGCCUUGGAUGGGGGAGUUUAAUCAUUAUUACAACACGGGAAAAGGAGGUCCUCAAACGUUGGGAGAUCUGCAUUUAUAGAAUGAAACCAUUCAAUCAAAUUCAUGCUGAGAAGCUUUUUUGUUGGCAUGCAUUUUUACAACCUUUUCCAACGUUGGGAUUUGAGAAACUUGUUACAAAGUUCUUAAAUGUUUGUCAUGGGUUACCUUUAUCUUUAAAGUUAGUUGGAGGCCAACUUUAUGGCUGCUUUAGAAAGGAUAUAUGGGAGGAUGUAUUGCAUAAAAUUUCUAAAAUAAUUCCCAAUGAUAUCAUAAGUAGGCUAAAAGUUAGCUAUGAUGCUUUAGAUAAAGAAGAGAAACAAAUGUUCCUGGAUAUGCCAAUGACUGCUAUUGCAGCAUGGGAAGGAUCAGGGUGGAUUGAUAAGAAGAAUGAUAUUGAAUGCAACAACUCAGACCCUUCCCAAGUAUCUCGCUUCUCUGUUGAAUCCAAGCAUAUGGCUUAG
This is a messenger RNA of Cryptomeria japonica (Japanese cedar), 792 nucleotides long. Its product is annotated as disease resistance protein Roq1-like. Gene Ontology annotation, molecular function: ADP binding. Lineage: Eukaryota; Viridiplantae; Streptophyta; Pinopsida; Cupressales; Cupressaceae. The transcript is spliced from 2 exons. Gene Ontology annotation, biological process: defense response. The coding region runs from base 1 to 792 and encodes 263 amino acids. The record is from RefSeq and is a predicted model, not a curated record.